Molecule: messenger RNA, 855 nt
Organism: Enterospora canceri
Lineage: Eukaryota; Fungi; Microsporidia; Enterocytozoonidae
Source: the annotation of a GenBank genome assembly
AUGAACAAGGAUGGCACCAAAAUGUACGACACGUCUGAGACAAUCCACAUCUCAGCAUUGGCCUUGCUUAAAAUGAUGAAGCACGGUAGAGCAGGAAUUCCAUUGGAGGUGAUGGGCCUAAUGUUAGGAGAAUUCACUGACGAAUACAACGUGAAGGUGGUGGAUGUGUUUGCAAUGCCACAAUCUGGAACAGGCGUAACAGUCGAAGCAGUUGAUCCCGUAUUCCAGGCCAAAAUGCUGGAUAUUCUCAAGGCAACUGGAAGGACUGAAACUGUUGUAGGCUGGUACCACAGCCACCCUGGAUUUGGAUGCUGGCUCAGUUCCACAGACGUAUCAACACAGGCAGCAUUCGAAUACAUCUGCAAAAGAGCAGUAGCUGUUGUUGUAGAUCCAAUUCAAAGCGUAAAGGGAAAAGUGGUCAUUGAUGCAUUCAGGAACAUCGAACAACUCUCAUUGGAUGAGCCAAGAAUUGUGACUAGCAACAUUGGAUUCCUUAAGAAGCCAUCAUUUGUCUCAAUUGUACACGGGUUGAAUCAGAAAUACUACUCUUUCAAUAUCUCAUUUGAAAAGGACUCUUUGGAGCAGAGGAUGCUACUGAAUCUGAACAAGAAGACGUGGGCUGACAACCUGAAGCCUAAGGAAGCAGUCAAAUUCGAUGUCUCUGAUUUACUAGACAAGUAUUGCAAGAAUGAGUUGGUUGAAUCAAAAAUGACGAAAGAAGAACUUGAGAUGCAUAAAAUUGGUAAAACAAAUUACAGGAGAAGAAUUGUUGAGAAAUACCAGGAGUGCAUGGAAGAGAAUACGAUAAACAACUUACUCAAGGCAUUGCACAGAUUCAUGUUUCUAAGCAAAUAA